Molecule: messenger RNA, 4212 nt
Organism: Anopheles nili
Lineage: Eukaryota; Metazoa; Arthropoda; Insecta; Diptera; Culicidae
Product: protein sax-3
Exons: 11
Coding region: 1-4212 (1403 amino acids)
Biological process (GO): synapse organization; homophilic cell-cell adhesion
Cellular component (GO): neuronal cell body; axon; plasma membrane
Molecular function (GO): protein binding; axon guidance receptor activity
Source: RefSeq, a predicted model, not a curated record
AUGCGGACUUCGAAAUUUGCCGACGGCAUCCGUGGAUGCACUUUCGGCACGCUUACCAUUUUCGUACUUCAGUUAUUGCUGGUUCUACAAUCAGUUGAAGCGCUUCAGAUUCCUCGCAUUAUAGAGCACCCCAUAGACACUACCGUGCCACGGCAUGAACCUGCCACACUUAACUGCAAAGCGGAAGGGAUACCCCAGCCGUCAAUUCAGUGGUACAAGGAUGGCGCACCAUUGAAGAUACUCCAGGGAUCCCAUCGGAUAGCAUUGCCUGCUGGUGGUUUAUUUUUUCUGAAGGUAGUAAACUCGCGCAGGGAGAGCGAUGCUGGUGUAUAUUGGUGCGAAGCUCGGAACGAGAAUGGAAUCGCUCGGAGUCGGAACGCUACUCUGCAAGUAGCAGUACUUCGAGAAGAAUUUAGACUCGAGCCACAACAUACAAGGGUGGCCCAGGGUGAAACAGUACUUCUGGAGUGUGGCCCUCCAAAGGGUGUUCCAGAGCCGACACUUUCCUGGCGUAAAAAUGGACAAAAGCUAGAUGUUGAAGCGUCAAAACGCAUACGAGUGGUAGACGGUGGUAACUUAGCUAUACAAGAUGUACGCCAAACAGAUGAGGGACAGUACCAGUGCAUCGCAAAGAACUUGGUCGGCGUACGAGAAUCAGCGACAGCGUUUCUUAAAGUUCACAUUAAACCAUUUUUGAUUCGCGGUCCGCAUGACCAAACGGUCGUGGAAGGUGCGUCGGUUACGUUUCAAUGCCGCGUCGGAGGUGAUCCUAUGCCGGAUGUGCUAUGGCGUCGAUCAGCAUCGGGAGGUAAUAUGCCAUUAGAUAGAGUUCACAUUCUCGAAGAUAGGAGCCUUCGGUUGGAAAAUGUGAUCCUAGACGAUGAGGGCGAGUACAGCUGCGAAGCGGACAAUGCUGUUGGCGCCAUAUCAGCUACAGGAACACUAACAGUGUACUCUCCUCCUCACCUUUCCAUAAGGCCGGUGCCGCAGGUAGUGGAAAUUCCUCACGAUGUAUCUUUUGAAUGUAAAUCCGAUGGUCGUCCAAAGCCAACCACAUUUUGGUCGAUCGAAGGAAACCGGACGCUGAUUUUUCCUGGAAUGUCGUUCGAUCGUUUUGAAACGACAUACACGCAGGAAAGUCUAACUGUUUUGACAAUUCCGCAAACGACAAAAGCUGAUAACGAUCUCGUGGUUGUUUGCAAUGCCGUGAAUGCUGUGGGCUCUAUAAGCGUUCGUGCCCGACUGAUGGUCGCCUCACAGGACGACAGACCACCUCCCAUAAUUAUAUUGGGCCCUACGAACCAAACACUUCCUGCCAAGUCGGCAGCAGCCAUGCCUUGUAAGGCAGUGGGUAAUCCCAAUCCAAUAAUUUCGUGGUACCUCGACGGUAAUCCGGUAGUGCCAUCGGAACGAAUCAAUGUUACAGAAAAUGGAACGCUACUGUUACGAGAACUUGAGAAGAGCCUCGACCAAGGGCUCUACACCUGUGUGGCUAGUAGCCGUAGUGGAAAAUCCACCUGGAGUGCCUAUCUACGCGUGGAAUCUCCAACGAAUCCAAAUGUUAACUUUUAUCGUGCACCAGAACCCUCCGAAUUCCCAAGUGCGCCCGGGAAACCACAAGUAUAUAGUGUUACCAAUAAUUCCAUCACCAUCUCCUGGUUGCCGAGCAUCAAGUCUGGUGCUUCUGACAUUAACGGCUAUUUGAUAGAAGUAUUCUCGAGCGAUAUGGCGAAGGGAUGGACAACGGUUCCGUUCAAGGUAUCGUCCACGAGUUACACUUACGCUCCUGUGUCACCAAACGUAAGCUACAUUUUUAUCGUUCGGGCCGAAAAUGACCAAGGACUCGGCAUUCCCAGCCUCAUGUCUGAUGCCGUGACGAUUGGGAGAGAGUUUAAUCACGGUGAAAACAUCAAUCUCAGUGAGGCACAAGCCACUCUUUCUUCGGAUCGUGUAGUGAAUCUGCUCGAGGCAAACGCCACGAAUGCAACCAGCGUACGGCUUGUCUGGGAAAUCAUUAAUGGGCAGUACGUAGAGGGAUUCUACAUCUACUCGCGUGAAAUAAACUCAAACGGCACGUAUCGUACUCUAACAGUGCUACACGGUGGUGGUGCUUCUGCUUGCACAAUAAACGGGUUAGAUAAGUUCACAGAGUACGAGUUCUUCCUUGUGCCCUUCUUCAAAUCAAUCCAAGGCCGUCCAUCGAAUUCUAGAUCAGCCUGCACCUUGGAAGAUGUUCCAUUGACACCUCCAAUAAAUCUAGAAGCUGUACUUUUGAACACCUCUGCCGUGUACCUUAAAUGGGAUCCUCCUCCUAAUAGCACAAUCAAUGGAAAACUGAAAAAUUAUCACAUAAUCAUUCGAGGCUAUGACAUGCACAAUAUUUCGAAGGUUCUCACCAACAUGACAGUUGAUGGCGAAGCGCCAAAGUUACUGCUCGCGAAUCUUUCUGCUGGUGUAACUUAUUCUGUCAGCAUUGCUGCGUCAACUAGAAUCGGUGUAGGUCCUUACAGCAUUCCAUCGAUCUUAAGGCUGGAUCCGCACACUAAACGCCUUGAUCACGGGUAUACUAGAUAUCCAAUCAACCAUGAUUAUUCUCAUGAUAUUCUCACGCAAACGUGGUUUAUUAUCCUCCUCGGAUCCAUAAUUGCUAUCAUCGUUUUCCUGUUCGGGGCUAUUAUUAUCUUCCGUCGAAUACAGUUUAUGAAGCACAGUUCAUUGAACAAUAUGCACGGUAAUCACGCAAUCGGAACUGUUCGAAAAUUCCCCACACUUCCUUUAAAUCCGAAUGGCGUUUGGAUUGAUCCAGGAGGUGGUGUCUGGCGACAAGCCUCUGAUGUGACUAAAGAAGCUAUCACUGAUUAUGCACAGGUGACUGCAGCUCCAACGCUUCCUCUACCAGAUUACGAAAGGCUGUCCCCGUUGAAUAUGCCUGACUACGCGGAAGUGGCCGGUUGUUCAUCAUUCAAAAAUGAUCUGGGACAAACAGAGCCUUGCUACGACAACUACGGGGCCUACGCGUCGACCACGCUGGUCGGACGGUCUACGCAACUGUUCGCUCAAAAUCAAUUCGACGGCAAAAAUGUCUACUCGGCACCCUCGGCAGCCACAGGCAGUGGAUGUCACUACAAUAAUUUCAUAAAUCAACAACAUCAGCAGCAACUGCAGCCAGCAGCGGGAGUAGCGGCAUCGGUAUCGGCAUCAUCCCAGUACGGUCUCCACGGACCACAGCAGCUGCACUCUCAGCACACCCUGUCUCAUCCGCAUCAGCAGCAAAUUGGAGUGCACGACAAGCGCGAGAGAGAUGCCAACGGUCGCCCGAUCGGUGGCGGAGGAAGCAUGAAAAGCCAGAAAAUGAACAUCAUCGAAAAUCGGAUGGCCGACAUGUUGAACAAUUUGAAUCAAUGCUCGCCGUCGGGCCCCGCGGCUAGCUACGGUGGCAUGGGAUCAUCGUACGGUGGCUCUACGGUAAGUAAUCUCAACACUGGCAGCCACUGUAGCCUACUUCCGGCGGGCCAACCGAUGGCAGCAUCAUCCACGAUGGCGAUGGACGUGAUGAGCGGUAUGCCUGUAGGAAGCAGUGCAAUGGGUGGUAGUGGCAGCAGCAGUGUCCCUCAUACGCCGCUUUUUGGCACGAUUAAACGAACGGCGAAGUACAACAAAAUAGGCUACAAUAAGGAUAAUAAACUCAAUUUUGGCGAUAAUGGUCGAUCGGUCGACCAGCCGUUGUUCGUCAAGUCCAAGUACGACGGUACCUGGUCGUCCGUGCCAAGCUCUGUCACGACAGCCUCAGUAAGCAGCAUCAACAUGAUUAAUAAUUCGCCAUAUCAACAGCUGCAUCAUCUACUUCCACACCAUCCACACGCCAGUGGCGCUCAUCAGCAGCCGCCAUUGUCGGCCUCACCUUGCCCACCUCCACCGCCGCCACCCCCACCACCAACGCAGCCUUUCGCUGCUACACAAGCGCCUUCAGUAGUUUCGCAUUUUCCAUCAGGGCACCACCUCCUAUCGACGGCAGCAUCGUUCCACGGAAAAGAACCUUCCCGAUCUCGCAAAUCGCCAACGAGACACGGUGCGCUCACAAAUAAUUUAGAUAAUCAUCCUAUACAGGACACUAACGAUGCAGUUAACAUUGUUACUAAUGGCCAAGUUGCCGCUAGCGGCGCGAUGCAUUCAAAAUAUUCGACGGGCUAUACUAAAACAGAAAAUGCAUAA